Messenger RNA from Archocentrus centrarchus (flier cichlid), 6220 nucleotides. RefSeq names its product SNF2 histone linker PHD RING helicase (gene shprh). The transcript has 30 exons. Gene Ontology annotation, molecular function: DNA binding; ubiquitin protein ligase activity; ATP binding. The record is from RefSeq and is a predicted model, not a curated record. Lineage: Eukaryota; Metazoa; Chordata; Actinopteri; Cichliformes; Cichlidae. Bases 148 to 5133 code for a protein of 1661 amino acids. Gene Ontology annotation, biological process: protein polyubiquitination; DNA damage response; nucleosome assembly. Gene Ontology annotation, cellular component: nucleosome; nucleus.
UAAAAAUGGCGGACGUCAACAUUGAUGUCCGUAAAUGAACUGAGGUGCACUUCAGCCAGAUUGUCUGGAGCUGCUUCAGCAUGAAACGACUUCUCAUCAAGCGGUAAUAACGGGAGCAGUUUUUGAGAGGCUCGAAAAAGUUUCAUCAUGAGUAGCCGAAGAAAGAGGGCCCCUCCUGUGAGGGUGGAUGAAGAAGCCAAGAAGAAGUUGAACUGGAACAUGCUGGAGGACCGCAAGAAUGAGGCAGUCCAGGAAGAUGACGAGAUACCGACCUGCUCUAUUCUUUCAGUGGACCCCACUCCUAGUACCGCCCUUCUCUCCACUCCAGAGGGCGCCACAGAGGCUGCCUGCACCCGCUCUGUCCACUUUUCAGAAGAAGUUCCCAGCACAUCAUCUGACAUCACUGCUGCCUCUACCUCCCUGGCACUCACUGUAUUGCCACUUUUAAAGCUCAGCCACAUCUGGAAAGCACUCAUUGGGGAAUUCAGUGUCAGGCCAGCCUGGCUCCCAUCUGACUGUGAUCAGAGAGCUUUCACGUUUCACAGGAUGGGUGAGCAGCUCUGCCUAAUUUACAGCAGCUGUGAUGAGAGCUCAGGAAUGCAGUGGAGGCCUGAUGAGGACACUUGUACAGCAGAAUGCAGCCUCCGCAGGAUCCCGCUGGAGGACCUCGACUGGCUGCAGAAGAGGAGGGUGGUGCAGCUCUGUCACCAGACAACAGAUGACUCAGUUAUGGUGGGGAUUUACUUGCUGGAAACUGGGCUCAGGAAGCUGGAGUUCCUCAGUGAAGGAAAUGCUCGGCUGAAGAAAGCAAACCAACUGAUGCAGAAGUUAAUGGAGUAUUUCUACGAUUUCAUUAUCCCUGAAGUCGUUGAGAAUGAGGAGGAAGAAUGUGAUACUGACCUGGAGAGGCAAAAUGUUGAGGAGCUCUACGAUUAUGUCAGGCAUCUGCACCAGGAAGAAAGCCAGAAGGUGACCUAUGAUGUCCAGCAUAAGGCUCUUAUUCCUGUACUCAGGCCCUACCAGAGCCAGGCAGUCAACUGGAUGCUGAGGAGAGAGAAGUACAGGAGCACCUCAAGUAAAGAACAAUCUUUGCAUUUCCUCUGGCGGGACUUGAUCACAUUGUGUGGCAAGAAGUUGUUUUAUAACCCUUUCACUGGCUGCUUAAUUCGAGAAUUUCCACUGGCUGGCAUUGAGUGGCCUGGUGGGAUCCUGGCUGAUGAGAUGGGGCUUGGAAAGACGGUGGAGGUUUUGGCUCUAAUCUUGUUUCAUACCCGGCAGGACCUCGAACAGGAGGUCCUCACACUCCCUGUGGGAAAAUCUGUGAAUUACUUUGUUCCUGCUCCUCCACUAGAAAGAAAGAAAGUUAUCAGCUGCAAGUCUGAAGCUCAGCCUAAAAUGAAAAUAUCCUACCCAACUGUGCGUGUCAUGCUGCUCACUGCAAUAAAGGAGAUGAGAUCUGGCAAGGGAGCCUCAGUCAAUGCUGUCUUCACCUAUAUACGAGCCACCUAUGGCUAUGACCUCCUCAAGAACCGCAACCACAUCAGGAAGACACUGACAAAGCUCAUAGAUGAAGGCAUGGUUGACCGGGUCAAAGGUCGUGGCUUGGCGGGGUCGUUCAAGCUGGGAAAGAACUACAAAGAAACAAAGAAAACAUUUGCGGGAUCAGCAAAGUCUAAUUCCAAAAACACAGAGAGCACACCCAGGAAAAUGUUUCAGAGACGAGCAAAAGAAAAGGCAGAAGCAGCUCUACAAAACUCUUUCUCAGAAGAUCAGAGAGAUCUGAGCACCCCUACAUCUGACUGUCUCAUCUCAGAGGAAGCAGAAACAAAGAACGAGUGGGAUGAAAAUCUGAAUGAGAAAGCAGAUCAGUCAGAUGACAUGCUGGAUUCUUCCACAGCACCGUUACAGGUGUCUCAGGAUAAAAGUGCCUCAGAUACACGGGACAUGUGCAGAAUAGAUGAUCUCCCUGAAGAAAUAGGAGAAGCUUCACGGCUUGAUGACAAGGAGAUGGAAACCCCCACAAGAGUGUCUGUUGUCCCAUUUAACACCCCUGACUACAGAUUUGAGUGCAUAUGUGGUGAGCUGGGCAUCAUUGACUACAAGGCCCGCGUGCAGUGUUUGAACUGUCAGCUGUGGCAGCACGCGGACUGUGUGAACUAUAAAGAGGAGAGCCUCGAAACUACACCUUUCUACUGCCCUCACUGCCUGGUAGCCAUGAAACCGGUGUCCACAGGAGCCACCCUCAUCAUUUCCCCAAGCUCCAUCUGUCACCAGUGGGUCGAGGAGAUCAACAAGCAUAUCAGGUCCUCCUCCUUACAAGUGCUGGUUUAUCAGGGUGUGAAGAAACAUGGAUUCAUUCAGCCUCACAUGCUUGCCGAGCAGGAUGUGGUCAUUACCACCUACGAUGUGCUGCGCUCUGAGCUCAACUAUGUUGACAUUCCCCACAGUAACAGCAAAGACGGGCGCCGCUUCCGCAAUCAGAAGCGCUACAUGGCCAUACCCAGCCCUUUGGUAGCUGUGGAGUGGUGGCGAAUCUGUCUGGAUGAGGCUCAGAUGGUUGAAUGUCCCACUGCAAAGGCUGCAGAAAUGGCUCUGCGUCUUGCAUCUGUUAAUCGGUGGUGUGUUAGUGGCACUCCAGUUCAGAGAGGCUUAGAAGAUCUGUAUGGCCUUGUGCUUUUCCUGGGAGUUGACCCAUACUGGGUGAAACACUGGUGGGACCAACUGCUUUAUCGUCCCUACCGACGUGGAAAUACAGAACCUCUGUACAAUGUAAUCGCUCAGAUAUUAUGGCGAUCGGCUAAAAAAGACGUCAUUGAUCAGAUUCAGAUUCCCCCUCAGACAGAGGAGGUGCACUGGUUGCACUUCUCGCCCGUUGAGGGUCACUUCUACCAUCGUCAGCACGAGGUCUGCUCCCAAGACGCUUUGGUCAAUCUCAGGAAGAUCUCCGACUGGAGUCUGAAACUUGGCAGCCUCGACCGCCGUACCGUAAAUACCAUCUUGUGCCCUCUGCUCAGACUGCGCCAGGCCUGCUGCCAUCCACAGGCUGUCAGGGGGGAGUUCCUGCCUCUGCAGAAAAGCACCAUGACAAUGGAGGAGCUCCUGAAGUCCCUGCAGAAGAAAUGUCGAGUAGAGUGUGAAGAAGCUCACAGACAAUUGGUGUGUGCACUCAAUGGUUUGGCUGGAAUCCACAUAAUCAGAGGUGAUUUUGUAGAGGCAGCAGAGAUGUAUAGAGAAGUGCUCCGUUCGUCAGAGGAGCACAAAGACAGACUGAAAACUGAUUCAUUACAGAGGCUUCAUGCUACCCACAACUUGAUGGAGCUGCUGAGCGCAAAGCACCCUGGGAUUCCUCCUACUCUUAGAGAUGACAGACUAGGUGAAGAGGCUGAGCAGCUGAGACAGCACUACAUGACCAAAUAUGACUCUGAGGUUGCCGACGCCCGUCAGGCCCUGCAGCCGGUGCUGCAAAACAUAAAAGAGCUGAAGCGAAAGGUCAAGCUGAAUUCUCCCUGGUGGCUGGAUGUUAUUCAGAGAGCAGUCCGUUGCUCCACUGAUGACGAUCUGGUGUCCCGUGUCAAGAAUGAACUGACAUCCAGUUAUAAACAACAAGCCCACAAGCUCUCUAUGGCAGACAAGUUCCGUGAUUCCUAUGGUCUGCAGUUUCUGCUCACCACGCAAAUGCAAGAUCUGGUGAAAUCUCAAAAGACUGUGCAAGAUGCAGUGAAAAGUCUUGAAGGUCCAGCUUCGAAAGAAGUUAUUGAGGAGGCCACAAUUUGCCAUCUCAGGCCUAUGCGACUACCACUCAACAACUGUGUUUUUUGCAAAGCAGAUGAACUUUUCAUAGAUUAUGAGUCCAAGCUGUUUUCUCACACUGUUAAGUGUCAGACGGCCAUCUUUGAAGAAAUGAUCGAGGAUGAAGAGGGGCUGGUCGAUGACCGUCUCCCCACCACCAGCCGAGGUCUGUGGGCAGCCAGUGAGACAGAACGCACUCUGAAGGCCAUCUUGUCUUUUGCCAAACUCAAACGCAUGGACCCAGACCUGGUGGAGGAGGGAAACACUUUUAUGGAACUGUUUGAGAACUGGAAGAAGGAGUACAAGGUGCUGCACGAGUACUGGAUGGUGCUGCGCAAUCACGUGUCAGCCAUUGAUGAGCUGGGUAUGGCCACGGAGAGGCUACGCGUGCGUCUGCCUGAUGAGCCGAAGCCCAAAUUGCCGCACAUCAUAGAACCCCAUGAGGUGGAGCAGAACAGAGUCAAACUUCUGAACGACCAAGCUGUGGCCAAGUCUCAGCUUCAAAAGAAGCUUGGCCAGUUUCUGUAUCUCACAAAUCUGGAGAAGUCCCAGGACAAGUCUACUGGAGGUCUAAACCCAGAGCCGUGUCCCAUUUGUGCCCGGCCCCUGGGACAGGAGUGGGCUGUGCUGACAUGCGGCCACUGCUUCUGUAAUGAGUGCAUCGCUAUCAUCGUGGAGCAGUACAGCGUGGGAUCAAGGCGGCGAGCCAUCAAGUGUGCCAUUUGUAGGCAGACUACAUCCCACACAGAAAUCUCCUAUGUUUUCACCACCCAGUCAUCCAGCCAGGACCAAGACAUACCGGUCAAGGGAAGCCACUCUACCAAAGUGGAGGCAGUUGUGAGAACUCUGAAGAAGAUUCAAGUCAACGACCCCGGGGCCAAGUGUCUUGUCUUCUCCACGUGGCAGAGUGUUCUGGACAUCAUCGCCAAGGCCUUGUUUGAUAAUAACAUGGAGUUCUCUCAAAUCAACGGAAUUCACAAAUUUCAGGAGAAUCUAAGUUCCUUCAAAUAUGAAGAGAAGAUCAACAUUCUUCUUCUGCCGCUCCACACGGGCUCCAAUGGACUGAAUAUCAUUGAAGCAACGCACGUGUUGCUGGUUGAACCAAUCCUCAACCCUGCUCAUGAGCUCCAGGCAAUAGGCAGAGUGCACCGGAUUGGCCAAACCAAGCCAACAUUUGUUCACAGAUUCCUCAUCAAAUCUACCAUUGAAGAGAGAAUGCAAGCAAUGCUGAAGACAGCAGAAAAAAGUCACACCAGCACUGCCAUGAAGCACUCAGAGGCUGCAGUACUGACAGUCGCUGACUUAGCUGAUCUGUUUACUGAAGACACUGAACCUCUGGAGUGAAUCUCAGCACUGGCCUACUCAUAGAGGGAUACCAACUACAGAAACUACUUGUUUGUUGAUUUUAUAUAUAUUCUUUUCUUAAUAGUGUGAAUUAUAUAUCUUUAUUUAUAUUUAUAAUAACUGCGGCUGCUGUUACACCCAAAUUUCCCCUCUGUGGGACAAUAAAGGCUGUUUCUUCUUCUUCUUCUUCUAAAGCAGGCAAAGGGAGCGCACUAUUUACCCAGUGGUGAAAAAUUUUGCACAUUCCACUUUUUUUAUACAAGCAUCCUGAGGUUAUGAGAUGUAUUUCCAAAAAAAAAAAAAAAAAAUAUUUUAAGUAAUCGUUGACAAAUUGCUUCAAAUUUCUACUUGUUGAAUUUUAACUCAGUUUGGAGCAGUUGUAUUUGCAUCACUUGUCAUAGUUGUAUCUUACUGGUCCAGUAAGCUGUGUUUGUUUAUCACAUUUAGACUGUUUGUGUAAUCAGACGUCUACAUUCAUGUACAACUUCAUUAUCUCCAGAUGGAUGGAACCACUUUGAGGUAUUCUCACAACAUUCAGGAAAUAAAAGUCUGUGAGCGGCAGGUUGUCCGCCUGUUACGCCUAGCUCUUUUUGUCCAGUGCUUUUACUGUGGUUUAUUACUAUGUAGUAAAAACUUGAAGCAGGAAGGAUGCCACUGAUUUGUGCUCACCUCUGACCUAAACUCACUUUUACUUAUUUACAACUGAAAUGAAAUGGUGUUGCAGGAUUUCUUCAACCAGACCAUCCCUCUUUAACCUAGUUCGCUGUUGAAACAAAACCACACAGUUUGGUCUAGCAAUGCCUGUCUUAUUUCCAAGACAAAAAAAAAGCACAAGAUGCAAUGUGUGGGAAACUAAUGUUGGAAAUCCAAAUUGUAAAAACUGUGUGAAGAUAUUCUGUUUUGCAGCAGGUGUCUCAUCCUUUUCUAUUUAUUAUUACUCCUACAAAUUGUCUGGUCAAGCUUAAGAAUCAUGUAGCUUAAUUAAAUGUUGCUUGUCUCAAACUGAUUAAAAUCGUCAUUCCGUUCUUGUAUUUCAUGGUCUGUUCUACCACACACAUACACUCAAUGGUACUUGGCAUAGUUACUG